Messenger RNA from Dermatophagoides pteronyssinus (European house dust mite), 2463 nucleotides. RefSeq names its product bromodomain testis-specific protein-like. Lineage: Eukaryota; Metazoa; Arthropoda; Arachnida; Sarcoptiformes; Pyroglyphidae. The record is from RefSeq and is a predicted model, not a curated record. Gene Ontology annotation, cellular component: chromatin; nucleus. Gene Ontology annotation, biological process: chromatin remodeling; regulation of DNA-templated transcription.
UACAAGUGUAUCUUGUGAAAAAUAAAAAGGUGGACGUGUUGGCCAACACGGUAAAAAAAACUCCACACCCAAAAAAAAAAAAAUAUUCUGCUACAAUUAUCUAUAGCCACUACUUGUGUGUGGUGUGCUGCACAUAAAAACAACGGAUUUCAUGGCGAUAUGUCCGAAAAUAAUUUCGAUCAUUCUCAUGCUACAAGUAUUUUCGGCGAUAGUUCUGAUGUUGCAUCACACGAUGAUGAUAUGAUUGAGGAGAUCUCAAUGAAAAGUUACGACGAUGACAAUAUCGAUGAUGAAAUUAAAUUUAUCACUGAAGAAUUGAUUGAAAAUGUCAUCGAUACAAUUGAAGAUGAUGAUGAAUGGAAAUCGAUCCAGAUUGAUUUUGAUGGUGAAACAAUCUUACCGAAUGGUAUUCGUUUGAUAAAAGGUGUUGCCGAAAUGAUCUUCUACCGGGAAGAUGACAACAUACCUUCCCGUUUUACUAAUCAGCUAAAUUUUCUCAAGACCAUCCUAACCAAAUAUAUUUGCCGCUAUAAAACGGCUGUGCCAUUUUUAAAUCCUGUCGAUAGUGUUCGUCUUAAGAUCCCACAUUAUUAUCUAGUUGUCAGAAAACCUAUGGAUCUAAAUACUGUCAAAAAUCGACUUAAUUUUCUUUGGUAUCAAUCUGCUAAUGAAUGUAUAAGUGAUAUUCGUCAAAUAUUCAAAAAUUGUUAUCAAUUCAAUUCACCCAAAGAUUAUGUUUAUUCUGCCGGCAAAAAAUUGGAAGAAUUUUUCGAUGAAAAACUUAAAGAUAUGCCUCUUGUCGAGGAAGAAAUUCCUUGUCCACCACGACAAAACAUCGAAGAAUUUCAAAAAUUGAAUGAAAAACGAGGCUAUAAACGACGCAGCGGAUCGCUGUCAGAUAGUAUGGAUUGUCCAACUCUAUCACCGAUUGGAGACAACAGUUUGCCUGGUGUGACAGCAUUCUCACCAAUCAAGAUGACAACACGUAGUGAGAGAGGUGUUAUGGUACGAAAACCGAGCAAAGAUUUACCGGCUCCGAUUUCGACACCUCCUGUAAAACAGCCUACAGUGAGAAAGGUGCCAUUGAACAAACCGAUGGAAGAAUGUUGUAAAUUUGUCAAAGAAUUGUUCACCAAGAAACAUGCCGAAUAUGCUUGGCCAUUCUGGAAACCGGUUGAUCCAAAUGAAUUUCCUGAUUAUCAUUUAAAAAUUAAAAAACCAAUUGACCUAUCAACCAUCAAAACGAAUAUUCAAUCGGGAAAAUAUUCCACUGUGGAUGAUUUCGCUAAAGAUAUGCGAUUAAUGUUUUCGAAUUGUUUACGUUAUAAUCCACCAGAAUCGCCAAUCAUCGAACAAGUCAGACAACUAAGGGAAGCAUUCGAAUAUCGAUAUGCUCAAUUUCCUGAAGAUUAUUUAAAAGAAAAAUUGGUUGUUCCAAAACAAAACAGUUCUCCUUCAUUUUCGAUUCGAAAUCUGACUAGUGCCUCAACAUCAUCAAGUCAUCAUCAUAUUUCCGAUUCAUCGAAUUCAUCAAGCAUAUCUAAUGGUAAAAAAGCAAAAUCAGAAUCGAAUAAGAAAAAUAGUCUUAAAAGUCGUGUUUCACGGAAUGAAUCUGGUGUGUUCAGCCCUCUAAAUGUUUCAGUUCUAGCUGAUAAACAUAAUGGCAAUAGUAAUGCAGAUAAUGAACCUGAAGAUCGUAUGAAAAUGCUGGAAUUUCAAGUUGCAUGCUUGAGAGAAGCGUUAUCAACAGCAUUAUCUCAUACUCCGGAAUCAUCGGCAGCCACUGCACUUCUGAACGCAAUUAAACCGAAUUCUAAUGGAUACCCAAAUGGAAAACGGUCCAAUUCGAAAAAGCCAAGAAAAAAUGGCUAUAAAACGAAAACAAAUAAAAGGUUGUCCCAAAAAUCAACUACGAACAAGAAACGAAAACACUUAUCGUCUGACGAAGAGGAUGAUGAUUCGGAUUCCUAUGUUGAUGAUUCAUAUCAGCUUACUGAGCCAUUCAAUCCGGAAAGUAUUGAUGAUCUGAAAAAACUAAAAAAAGAUCUUGAAAAUCUUCAGGCAACCGAUUUACAAAAUGUUCUGCGUAUUCUGCAAUCAACUGAACCAUCGUUAAGAUGUGAUGAUGAACAAAAUGUUGAAAUCGAUUUUGAAGCAUUAAAACCAGAAACGCUAAUAGCGCUCAGAAAAUAUGUCACUUCUUGUAUGCUAAAUAGCAAAUCAUCACCAUCAAAUCCUGAUAAAAGUGGUAAUAAUAUGCCAUCAUCAUCAUCAUCCGCAUUGUUGACGAAUAAAAGCAGCAAAAAAUUAUGCCGCGGAUCUUCAUCAAGCAAUUUUGAUACUGACUGUGAUAAUUCAAUUCAAAACAAUUGGUCACGUGCUGAUUCUAGAGCUUCAAACUUACAACUCAGUGAAAGUAGCAGUGAUAGUGAAUUGGACUAAUGUUUAUAUAAUUAAAAAAAA